Fopius arisanus is the source of this 4159-nucleotide messenger RNA. RefSeq names its product Myosin heavy chain 95F jaguar (gene jar). NCBI's taxonomy places the organism in Eukaryota, Metazoa, Arthropoda, Insecta, Hymenoptera, Braconidae. Gene Ontology annotation, molecular function: microfilament motor activity; actin filament binding; ATP binding. The coding region runs from base 90 to 3833 and encodes 1247 amino acids. The transcript has 9 exons. The record is from RefSeq and is a predicted model, not a curated record. Gene Ontology annotation, biological process: endocytosis; vesicle transport along actin filament; actin filament organization. Gene Ontology annotation, cellular component: cytoplasm; actin cytoskeleton; myosin complex.
AUAUAACAGUCCACCGCGGAACUUCGCGCAGCUCGUGUAGUUCGGUGUGUACUAUUCCCGAAUAAUUCCAUAAAUCGGAGGAUAUCACAAUGGACAAUCAGCAGGUGUGGGUGCGAGAUGCGACGGAGGGUUUUAUUAUCGGUAAAUUCACGGAUAUGGUGGACGGUGAUGCCCUGAUCGUUCCACUAGAUCCAAAAUUUCAGCAGCGCACGUGUCCUCUCGACGAAGUGUACCCAGCUGGAGAGUAUACCAAAGAUGUCGAGGACAAUUGUGCGCUGAUGUACUUGAACGAGGCAACCCUCCUCAACAACAUCCGCACUCGGUACUUUAAAGAUCGCAUAUACAGCUACGUCGCGAAUAUUCUGAUAGCGGUGAAUCCUUACUGUCCCGUGAAGGAUCUUUAUUCCCCGAAAAUGAUAAAAUCGUACCAAGGAAAAUCCCUGGGGGAGACGCCACCGCACGUAUUCGCCAUCGCAGACAAAUCGUUUCGCGAUAUGAAAGUAUUUAAGCAAUCGCAGAGUAUCAUCGUCUCCGGGGAAUCUGGAGCCGGAAAGACUGAGUCCACCAAGUACCUGUUGCGAUACCUGUGCGAUUUGUGGGGCUCAAUGGCCGGUCCGAUCGAGCAAAAAAUUCUCGACGCCAAUCCCGUCCUCGAGGCAUUCGGUAAUGCCAAGACAAAACGCAACAACAACAGCUCUCGCUUCGGAAAAUUCAUGGAAGUCCACUUCGACAAUAAAUGCCAAGUCGUCGGUGGGUACAUCUCGCACUACCUCCUGGAGAAAUCGAGGGUGUGCUUGCAGAGCCCUGACGAGAGGAAUUACCACGUCUUCUACAUGAUGUGCGCUGGUGCACCACCAGAUCUCCGUGCCAAGCUGUGCAUCACAAAACCCGAUGAUUUUCAAUACCUCAGGAACGGCUGCACCCAGUACUUCUGCAAUUCGUCAUCCGAGAAGAAGCUCAACGAUAGCCAGAAGACGAGUGAUCACACGUCCAAGGGCUGUCUGGCAGAUCCCAUCCUGGACGAUGUCGAGGGUUUCAAUGCAGUAGACCAGGCGUUCACACGUUUGGGUUUGACUCCCGCGGAGAAGAUGGAGAUUUACACGAUGGUCGCAGCAGUCCUCCACCUCGGGAACAUCGCGUUCGAGGAUAAUCCGGAGGACACAAAGGGGGGAUCGAGGAUAUCCGGGCGUUCGGAGAAAGCUGUGACGAUCACGGCUAGACUCCUGGGGGUCAAUCCAGAGGAGUUGCGACAGUCACUGAUCUCGAAAGUCAUGCAGACAAGUCGCGGUGGGAUAAAGGGCACCGUCAUCAUGGUACCCCUGAAGGUGUAUGAAGCGAGCAAUGCUCGGGACGCCCUGGCCAAAGCUAUCUACAGCAAAUUGUUCGAUCACAUCGUGGCACGAAUCAAUCAGAGCAUCCCCUUCAAGGCAUCCAGUUACUACAUCGGUGUCUUGGACAUCGCCGGCUUCGAGUACUUCAAAGUCAACAGCUUCGAGCAGUUCUGCAUAAACUACUGCAACGAGAAACUCCAGCAGUUCUUCAACGAGAGGAUCCUCAAGUACGAGCAGGAUCUCUACGCCAAGGAGUCGCUCAACGUACCCAAGAUAUCGUAUGCUGACAAUCAGGACUGCAUUGAUCUAAUUGAGGCGAGGACAAACGGAAUAUUCAGUCUUCUCGAUGAAGAGUCCAAAUUGCCGACACACAGUUUCGCCCAUUUUACGAGUGAGGUCCACCGGACGUGGUCCGGCCACUUCAGGAUCACCUUGCCGAGGACUUCGAAGCUCAAGGCACACAGAGAACUCAGGGACGACGAGGGAUUCGUCAUCAGGCAUUAUGCCGGUGGUGUUUGCUAUCAAACGAAUCAGUUUAUCGAGAAGAAUAAUGAUGCUCUGCACGCGUCUCUUGAAGGACUCAUUCAGGAGAGCGGAAAUCACUUCCUGCGGACGCAGUUCGCUAAGCUCCCGACUCAGAAGGGCAAAUUGACAUUCAUCAGCGUCGGCAGCAAGUUCAAGACGCAGCUCGGUGAGCUCAUGGACAAACUCAAGAGCAAUGGGACAAAUUUCAUUCGAUGCAUCAAACCGAAUAAUGAAAUGGUGGAUCAUCAGUUCGAUGGGGGGAGUAUUUUGGGUCAGCUUCGCUGCUCGGGGAUGACGUCUGUUCUUCAGCUCAUGGAGAACGGAUAUCCAAGCAGAGUUCCCUUUCAGGAGCUCUAUAACAUGUACAAGUCGUAUUUGCCACCCGAACUCGCACGACUCGAUCCCCGAUUUUUCUGCGAGGCUCUUCUCCACAGUCUCAAAUUGAGCAAAAGGGAUUUCAAGUUCGGUAUCACUCGAGUAUUUUUUAAGCCCGGCAAGUUUGCGGAGUUCGAUAGGAUCAUGAAGUCGGACCCUGACAAUCUGCAGAAGCUCGUGGCUAAUGUGAAGAAAUGGCUGGUGAGAUCGAGGUGGAAUAAACUGCAAUUCUGUGCGCUUUCGGUGAUCAAAUUGAAGAACAAAAUUAUUUAUCGACGCAGUCAUCUCAUCGUUAUUCAGAAGACGGUGAGGAUGUACCUGGCGAAGAAGCAGCACCAGGCGAGGAUCAAGGGAAUUGUUAAAAUGAGGAAUUUGAAGAGUCAGCUUGGGAGGAUGGAGGAGAUUUGUAAUCAGUUGAGAAAAAUGAGGGACAAGAGUCUGAGGGAUAUUCAGGGACUGCAAGUGGAGAUUGACGCAGGUAUCGAAAGAAUUCGGAGGAAUGAGAGGAUCAAGGGUGUGGAGAUUGACGCGGAGUGUACGAAACUGGGGAAUGGUGUCAAUCAGAUGAUGGCGGCACUCCAGGACAUGGUCAAGCAGCAAAAGAUUGAGGAGGAGCAGGAGCGAUUGAGCAAGCUCCAGCAGGAAAUCGAGACGGAGAAGAGGAGGAAGGAGGAGGAGGUGUUGAAGAGAAAGGAGGAGGAGGAGAACAGGAGAAGAAAAAUCGAGAUCGAGGCCAGGAGGAAGGCCGAGGAGGAGAACAGAAGACGGCAGGAGGAAGAGGACAAGAAGACUGCUUUGGCUCUGCAGGCGGAAUUGGAGACCGAGGCCAUCGAGGAGAGCCGAUAUCGGGAGGUACUCGAACAAGAGCGCAGGGAUCAUGAUUUGGCGGUUCGACUCGCCCAGGAGUCAAAUGGACAGGUCGAGGACUCACCCCCUCUUCCUCGGAGUGGCUCAGACUCGCGGGUUUCCACAACAAACAACAACAGGCUCAUCAGGUCAGAGCAAGUGCGAAAUCAUCAGGCACUGACGACGAACAAGAAAUACGACUUGUCGAAAUGGAAAUAUUCUGAAUUACGCGAUGCUAUCAAUACAUCGUGCGAUAUCGAGCUACUUGAGGCUUGUCGACAUGAAUUUCAUCGCAGACUGAAGGUGUAUCACGCCUGGAAGGCAAGAAAUCGAAGGAGGACGACCAUGUACGAAAACGAGAGAGCCCCGAAAUCGAUUAUGGAAGCAGCAGCUAAAUCUCCCCGCAAUCCCCUGAAGCAACAAAUCGUCGAAUCAUCGCAGAGAUUCUUUCGCAUUCCUUUUGUGCGUCCUGGUGUGGCCCCUCAACCUGAAAAUCCUAGUACAAUUGGCAAACGCGGGUGGUGGUAUGCACAUUUCGAUGGACAAUAUGUAGCGAGACAGAUGGAAUUGCAUCCGGAUAAACCCCCGAUACUCCUCACAGCCGGAAUCGAUGACAUGCAAAUGUGUGAGCUGAGCCUCGACGAGACUGGUUUAACCAGAAAACGAGGUGCAGAAAUACUCGAGCACGAGUUCAACCGGGAAUGGGAACGACACGGUGGUAAACCGUACACAAAUCCUGGUGAUCGUAAAAAGUGAAAAUUUAUACACGUGCUGUAUAUCAUGAGUAGAAAAAUUCGAUUGAUAUGAGGAAACAGUGUUCCACUGUAGUUACUCACACAGUGAUUUAGGAAGACGUUGGGCUUUUUUUAAUUUGUCUUCUAUGCAUGUGUGAAGAAAGUGAAUAGAUUUUUUUUUUCAUUAUUCUAGACAGCCUGAGAGAAUUAUUGAGUAGAUAUUUAUUGAACAUGAUUCAGGUUUCGCUGUGCAACAGUGAAUAUCGUAACAGUAAGAUAUUUAUACGGUAUCCCGGGGCAUGUAACUACAUUUCAAUGAUACUUCGAAAUAUAUUCAAUAUUAAAUUA